CAAGCCCCUAUACUUGCGAACACAAGAGACCACAAGAAGACGGGGCAACCCAGCAGAGUGGAUAAACCUAGAGACAUCUGUUUUAUUACUAUGCCGAUAUAUUAAAAAAAAAAAUUGUAAGAGCAAAAAACAACAAGUCGAGGUGUCUUUCAAUUUGAGACUGAGAGGUUCAAGAACAGAAAAAAUGAUAGCUGCACCAUGGCUAUCAGUUUUGCUCCUGUUUUUCGCAACAGGAAUACAUACAACAACUGGAAUGGCUACAACAACUGAAGUAGAGACAACAACUGGCGAUGCAACAACCACUGGAGUUUUCACUACAACUGGAGAACCAACAACUGAAGUGGUGACAACAAUUGGAGUAGUUACAGCAACUGAUGGUGCAACAGCCACUGGAGUUUUAACUACAACUGGAGAAGCAACAACUGAAAUAGUGACAAAUGGAAUAGUGACAUCAGCCGGAAUAGCGCCAACAACUGAACUCGAGACAACAACCGGCAAUGCCACACCCACUGGAGUUUUCACUACAACUGGAGAAACAACAGCUGAAGUUGUGACAACAACUGGAAUAACAACAACAACCGGGAUAGUGACAACUGAAGUAGAGACGACAACCGGAGUUGCGACAACUGGAGAUGCAACAACCACUGCAGCUUUAACUACAACUGGAGAAGAAACAACUGAAGUUGUGACAACAACCGGAAUAGCAACAACUGGCGAUGCAACAACCACUGGAGUUUUAAUUACAACUGGAGAACCAACAACUGGAGUUGUGACAACAACUGGAAUAGCAACAACAACCGGGAUAGUGACAACUGAAGAAGAAACGACAACUGAAGUAGAGACGACAACUGGAGUUGCGACAACUGGAGAUGCAACAACCCCUGGAGUUUUAACUACAACUGGAGAACCAACAACUGGAGUUGUGACAACAACUGGAAUAGCAACAACAACCGGGAUAGUGACAACUGAAGAAGAAACGACAACUGAAGUAGAGACAACAACCGGAGUUGCGACAACUGGAGAUGCAACAACUACUGCAGUUUUAACUACAACUGGAGAACCAACAACUGAAGUUGUGAUAACAACUGGAAUAACAACAACAACCGGAAUAGUGACAACAACUGAAGUAGAGACAACAACCGGAGUAGCAACAACUGGCGAUGCAACAACCAAUGCAGUUUUAACUACAACUGGAGAAGCAACAACUGAAGUUGUGACAACAACCGGGCUAGCAACAGCAACUGAAGUAAAGACAACAACCGGAAUAGCAACUGCUGGCGAUGCAACAACCACUGCAGUUUUAACUACAACUGGAGAAGCAACAACUGAAAUAGCAACAACAACCGGAGUAGCAACAACAAUCGGAGUAGCAACAACAAAUAAUGGUGCAGCAACCACUGGAGUUUUAACUACAACUCAAGAAGCAACAACCGAGGGUGCAACAGCAACCGGAAUCGCAACAACUACUGGAGGCUCAUUAACAACCAAAGUCAUAACAACAACUGAAGGGGCAACAACAACAGGAGUUGAGACAACAAUCAGAGCAGUGACAACACCCGUAGGUGCGACAACAACUCAAGUUGCGGCAACUACUGAAGGUGUGACAACAAAGGGGGAGGUGACAGCUACUGGUGACGCAACCCCUGGAGGAGGGACAACAACUGGAGCUGCAACAACAACCGGAGGUGCAUCAACAACCAAAAGCGAGACAACAACGGGGAAUGUGACGACGACUGGAGUUGUGACAACGACCAGACGUCCAACGACAACCAUGGAUGAAACAGCCAUUGUAACAAUCAAAGUUACGACAACGACCAGUAAUGGGACAACAAACGGAGUUGCAACAACAAUCGGCAAUGCGACAACGAUCUUUGGUGCCACAACAACCACAGGAGUGUCAGCAACCAGUGGCACGACAACAGCUGGAAACACGACAACACCAACAACCGGAGAUGCAGCAACGACGGGGAAUGUGACGACGACUGGAGGUGUGACAACGACCGGACGUCCAACAACGACCAGGGAUGCAACAGCCACUGGAUUUGCCACAACCACCAGAGUAGCAGCAACAACCAGUGCAGCGACAACAACUGUGGGUGUGACAACAAUCAAAGUUACGACAACGACCAGCAAUGGGACAACAAACGGAGGUGCAACAACAAUCGGCAAUGCGACAACGAUCUUUGGUGCCACGACAACCAGAGGAGUGUCAGCAACCAGCGGCACGACAACACCGACAACCAGAGAUGCAGCAACGACUCGGGCUUUGAUAACCACCGGCGGUGCGACAGUGACCACAACUACAACAGCCUUAGCAACAACAACGAAACAACUAAAUGCAACAUCAACCACAGUAGUCGUAACAAGUCCAAAGACAACAGUCGUAGUAGCAACCACCACCACUCCAGCUACCACAACGACAACCACGGCAACAACGACCACCACAAGCCGUGCACCACCCCCUGUUGUUGUUAGGGUUGUAGUUGUUGUUGUUGUGGUCGUGUUUGAACCAUUUGUACCAGCACUGGCUGACCCCAACAGUCCACAAUUUAUUGUUCUCGCUCGAAGAAUCUUCUUAGUGUAUGACGUCAUUUACAGAAGGAGGUACACAACAUAUAGACGCUGCGUCGUUCGAGGUUUCAGGCGCUCUGUGGGCCGGGUCCGAGUGGACAACACCGAGGCAGAAGUGGACAUCGAGUUCGACGACGACACCACAACAGGCGAAUCAAUUCCCAGCGCAGAAAACGUGGCCAAAACGUUAAGAGAGGCCGUGUCCGACCCCAACAACAACUUCAACCUCACCUUUGAUGAGGAGUCGAUACAAGCUGCUGUGAGAGUCACGACAACCGUUGCGCCGGUGACGAGGGUAACCCCUGCCGAGGCGCUCACGAUGCGACGAGUGACGUUCAGAUCGGUGAGAGAGCAGUUCACCAACGACUUGCUGAAUUCAUCUUCCGCAGCAUUUAUCAGGCGGGCUUCCACGGUCAAGACAACGCUUGAACCUUUCUACCGAAGAGCAUUCACCUCAUUCCGAACACUGGAAGUGACUUCAUUCAGGAACGGCUCCAUCAUCACCAACAUGGAUUUGAGUUUUGUAUCCAGCUCGGUGCCCGACAACAGCGCCAUCGCUCGCGUUUUGGUGGAGGCCGCGGCCAUCAUCACGGCCUUUGACGUGGACACAUCGUUCAUAUUUGUGAAUGGCGAGCAGGUUUCAAGUGGAUCAAUGCACAAAACAACCGUGUUCAGCACGUGCUGCCUGGUGCUGUUGUCAUGGUUAUUGGCAAAGCAGCAAUGAUGAAUAAUUAAUUAUUGUGAACUUUUUUUUUUUCACGUCCGAGGGAAGAUAUGCCUAUAUGACAUGUACUGCUUAGUUUAUAUCACGCGGAACAAAAUCAUGAGUGGUCACACGACAAGUUUAAAUACGCCAAAUUAUGAAAUUGCUCUUGAAAAAUGCUAACAAUUUGUCUUUUAGUAUUUCACGUGGGUAACUACGAUUGUGCUACUCAACUAUAACUGAGCAAAAUUAACAUUUGCUUUCAUAAAAAUAAAAUACAACAAUAAUAAUAAUGUUUUUGCCAACACCUGUCUUGAAGGGCACCAGCUAUAUGACUUUUAAAGGUCAACUGUGAAGUAACUUUCGAAAAUGCCAAACGAAAUAUUUUUACGUCAAGUAAUUAAACACAUUCACCAAAGAAUGAAAAAAAAAUCUGUUUCGUAAUUUGACAAAGUAAUAUUUUCGCCGAAGUGAGAUCCUGACAAGCGUCAACCCCGAAAGUGUGACGUCACCUCAAGACAACAAUGGCGGGCCUCACGAUCGAAAGUGUACAAAUCCAGUCAGAAAUCGAUUCGGAAAGCGACGUUUUAAACUUAUCUGAGGGGAUCCGGGUGUAUGAAGGGUUGGAGGAAGGGGAGGUGCGGUCGAACAGAUAUGUACGAGCCAGAUGCUUAGGAUGCGGAAAAUGUUAUGCCUGAACGGCUAGACACAACUAGCAACUAGCACUGAGAGCACACGUUGUAGUGGGUUGGUGUCCUACAUUGUCAUUGCCAAGCUAGUUUUCUUGCGCUGUCGGCCACUCUGCACAUGAUGUACUUUUUUUCAGAUCCUGUUGAGAAAACAGUUGUCCUCAAAGUGCUUGUGACAAAAUAAUGCUCGUCGACACCGGCGUGAAAUUCAUUCUCGCUUUGCAAGAACGAAACCGUAUCGCUCCAGUUUUCUGGUCCAUUUACGUGCCCUAUUCUUUUGCCUGCAUAUGAACAUUUUGCCGAAUCACUCGAUAACAAUCGACAAUGCAGUACAAUGGCUGAUUGAUUGAUGACUUGGCAUUCUGUAAAUGAUGUAACUCGCUGAACAAAAGCAUUUUUGUUGUUAAGCGUGUCGCUGUGGGUCUAACUAUGAACCCAGGUGGGUCGCGUGAAAAAGCAUGCUUGGAAUAGUUUUACUGAAAAGAUAGUUGGCCAAGUUUACUUCACGCCUAACCUUUAAAGUGCAAUUGUUCUUGUAAAAUGGCUUUUUUGGGGGGGGGGAUUAAAUGGAAUUUUCGAACAAAACGUCAACAUUUUUCCCGAUAAUGACAAGAUUUUCUUAUUAAAUGAUAACAUUUGUCUCAUAUUUCACCAGUAUGGUAGUAUUUCAACUUUAAAUGUGGCAAAUUGUGACAUUUUUAUUGUAACAUGCCAACAUUUUUCUUGUAAAAUGACAGUAUUUUGAUCAGGAAGUCUUCUCGGAUGAGAAGCGAAACGUCUACAAAGACAAAAAGAGCAGGCCAAUUGUGAUCAAUUCAUUGCCCCGAGAAACAUAAACUGAGCCAAUUUUUCUUGAAAAACAUCACGAAUUUUCUGAAAAAAUAGCGGUGCGGUUCUUGCAAAAUGUCAGAAGUGUACAUCGAUGGCUCAAACCUCCUGAGAACACAAGUAUUGGGAGACCCUUACUAACUGCAUUAAAUGACACUGUACUUGUUUUGUGUGUAUGACAAUAAAGCAUGACUACAUUUAA
Molecule: messenger RNA, 4993 nt
Organism: Hippocampus comes (tiger tail seahorse)
Lineage: Eukaryota; Metazoa; Chordata; Actinopteri; Syngnathiformes; Syngnathidae
Product: mucin-22-like
Exons: 10
Coding region: 185-3295 (1036 amino acids)
Source: RefSeq, a predicted model, not a curated record